GUCCGUGCAGCUCUACUAAUUAGUUUACUAAGGCUCAGUGUGACAUUUCCAUCGGUACAGUAAGUUGUUCAGAAGCGAUUGCUCAGACGUAAACUUUCGAUCGUUUACUUUUGUGAUACCUGUGUUUUGUGAUACUUCCGAACCGCCGCAGCUAUGGAUGAUAUUCAACUUAGCAAGGACCAAAUUGCACAGCUUAAAAUGGGAUUCGACGCGUUCGACGCCGACAAAAAAGGCUCCAUCACCACCGACACGAUCGGUACCAUCCUCGGAAUGAUGGGUAUGAGAAUUCCAUCCGAUCAAUUGUUAAGCAUAAUCGCUGAAUACGACCCGUUCAAUUCCGGUGAAAUAAACUUCGAAGAGUUCUGCAGCCUGGCCUCCAGAUUCAUGGAGGAGGACACCGACACCGAGGCGAUGCAACAAGAGCUUCGUGAAGCGUUCCGCCUGUACGACAAAGAAGGAAACGGUUAUAUCACCACCGACGUGUUCAGAGAUAUUCUUCACGAACUGGACGAUGCACUGUCGCCUGAAGAAUUAGACAUGAUCAUCGAUGAAGUGGACGCUGAUGGUUCGGGCACGGUAGAUUUCGAGGAAUUCAUGGAGGUCAUGACAGGCUAAAUUAUCACCUUGGCACAAGGCGGUCGUUCCUCGUGUCAGCCGCCACGCAGACGACGAUACCGCCUGUCCUACACACGUGGAGGCUGCGAUUUACCAAGAGAUGUAUGCACCGUUUGGCAAAGUAUGAAGUUAAAGGUUCGUAGGUGAUGUCUGUUAGGUAGACGGCUGCAACGUGGAUAUAGCUGAGAAAGUAUUUCUGCCGUGUCCGUCGUUUUUGGACCCACAAUCGGCUAAAAUGUAUUUCUAUCUAUGCCGGAAUUAAACGGGAGGCUCCACGGGUGCUUCCCUGGUGAAACAUGGUUUCGAGAAACUGAUUUAUAUCGAUGGAUAUAAAUCGACGUUUCUCAGUGGGUGGAAAUGUUUGUUAUCGUUCCAGCGUUGCUCGAGAAACAGAGAGAGAAAGGAUUAGAAGAUCGUGUUGAUAUCGGUGAUUUGAAAACUUCACUCUUUGCCAGCGAGAUAUACGAUCCUGCGUAACUAUCAUAAUAUAUUCAUAAGCUGUUAUAUUAUAAUACUGUAUUCAUUAAGUUUCAAGUUUCGAGCAACUGCGUAAGAGUAAAAGAGCAAUAA
Habropoda laboriosa is the source of this 1185-nucleotide messenger RNA. RefSeq names its product troponin C-like. Gene Ontology annotation, molecular function: enzyme regulator activity; calcium ion binding. The transcript is spliced from 5 exons. Bases 154 to 615 code for a protein of 153 amino acids. The record is from RefSeq and is a predicted model, not a curated record. Lineage: Eukaryota; Metazoa; Arthropoda; Insecta; Hymenoptera; Apidae.